This is a messenger RNA of Pungitius pungitius (ninespine stickleback), 1449 nucleotides long. It is a transcript of the gene mmp23bb, whose product is annotated as matrix metallopeptidase 23bb. Gene Ontology annotation, biological process: proteolysis; collagen catabolic process; extracellular matrix organization. NCBI's taxonomy places the organism in Eukaryota, Metazoa, Chordata, Actinopteri, Perciformes, Gasterosteidae. Gene Ontology annotation, molecular function: zinc ion binding; metalloendopeptidase activity. Gene Ontology annotation, cellular component: extracellular matrix. The record is from RefSeq and is a predicted model, not a curated record. The transcript is spliced from 8 exons. Bases 1 to 1014 code for a protein of 337 amino acids.
AUGGACCUUCCUCUGCUGAUGACGACGAUGAUGAUGAUGAUGAAGGUGAGCGGAACUGCUCUCAGGCCGCAGGUCAGACACAAGUGGACUCAUUACAACAUCUCUUACAGUAUCAUAGCGUUUCCAAACACUCUGAAUGCUGAGGACACCAGGAAGGCCAUCAGCAUUGCCUUUACCAAGUGGAGCGACGUAUCUCCACUGACCUUCAGCGAGAUCACCGACAGCAACGCCACCGCCGACAUCACCAUCGGUUUCUACACCUUCAACCACACGGACUGCUGGUGGUCUCCUCUCCACCCGUGUUUCGAUGGUCUAAAUGGUGAGCUGGCUCACGCCUUCCUGCCGCCACGAGGAGAAAUCCACUUCGACAACCACGAGUUCUGGAUCCUCGGCAAGUCCCGGUUCAGCUGGAAACAAGGUGUGUGGUUGAAUGACCUGGUCCAGGUGGCAGCUCAUGAGAUCGGUCAUGCUCUCGGUCUGUGGCACUCCAGACAUCCUCAGGCUCUGAUGCAUCCCAACGCCACCUACACGGGCCAGAGGAACGUGGCCCAGGACGACGUGUGGGGCAUCCAGAGACUUUACGGCUGUCUGGAUAAGAAGCGGGUCUGUGGUCCGUGGGCUCUUCUGGGCUUCUGUGAGCGGAGGAAGAUCUUCAUGAAGAAGAACUGUCCUCAGCGAUGUGACCUCUGCUACGAGCCUCUGGAGGCAGUUGCCACGCCAACGUUGCCACCAGCUAAUGUGAAGAUCAAGAUGGUUCCCAGAGGAAAGGUGGUUGGUUUCCGCUGUGGAACGAAGAACCUACGCUCACCGCCCAAAAUCAGCUGGUACAAAGAUGGCGAGCAGAUCUUGAACUCUAUCCCCGGCUACAUCAUGGUGAAGGACAGAGACCUCCGCAUCGUGGCCAACGAGUUCAAUGAGGGUGUCUACACCUGUCGCAUCCAUCGGGGGGGGGACAUUGUGUCCGCCAACUCCUGGUCCAUCCGACUAAAACCAGAGCAGCCCUCCAACAGCUGAAGACUGGUCCAGGGGUACUAAACCACAGAAGAAGUGCUGAACUCAACUCAAAAUAGGAAGUUCACAACAUGUUUGGACCUUGUUACACUGGUAGAGUUCCUCUAGAAGGUUAGCUGUGUGCUAAUAGAACACCUGUCCAUGUCCUCAUAGUUCUGUAGGACUUCCUUUAGGUGGAGAUAGAUGGCAUGACAUCGUGACCUCAUAACCCUUCCGGAUGUAGUUUAACUCUUAUAUUUAUUCCUGCUGGAGGCUGUGAUUUAACAGCAGAUCAUCUCAUACGGACUGGAUCCAUCAAAAGAUUCACCGAUCAAUCCAACAGACACCAGACCCGUUUUAUCUUAAUAAAAUGUCCUUAAUUCUGAUUUGAGACCCGUGUGGUUUGAAUUAUUGCAUCAUCUCAACGCUGAUCUGUGAUUGGAUGUUCCUUUAAUUAUA